UGUAACAGUCAAAACAGAAACAAUGAAGCUACUAGUGACUAUUUCCAUCCUUAUUGCAGUAUGCAGUAGUGCACCACCAUCCAUGAUCCCAGGGGACAACAGCCACUAUGUAGAGGGUGUCAGUCGGUACGUCUGGAUGCCAGAUGGAGAAGACGUACCCCAUCUGGUAGACCUUGAAGAGCCUAUCGAUGAAGAUGUCUUAUAUGGCAGAAAUGGCGCAAAUAACCAAUACUGGCUGUUCACAAGACGCAAUCCCAACAAUGCCCAAAUCCUUCGCAACGGUAAUGCUGGCUCAGUCACUAACUCUAACUACGAUCGUAACCGUCCUCUGAAGGUCAUCGUCCACGGAUGGAACGGCGACGGAAAUUCCAAAGUCAACACUGCUGUCACCUCAGCUUUCUUAGCUGUUCAAGACUGCAACGUGAUUGUUGUGGACUGGCGCGAUCUAGCCAAUAGAAACUACGUGACCGCUGCAAACGGAGUACCCGGCGUCGGACAGUUCCUUGGCAACUUCUUGGUCUGGCUUAUCAACACUGCGGGCGGUAACUGGAAUAACGUCCAUUUGAUCGGCUUCAGUUUGGGCGCUCAUGUCGUGGGCAACGCCGGACGCACCGCAGGAGGAAGGCCAAGACGUGUCACCGGUCUCGAUCCCGCUGGUCCCAGGUGGGGUGGUAACUCCAACGCUCUGAACCGCAACGCUGGUGGAUACGUUGAAUGCAUUCACACCGACGGUGGACUCUUGGGCAUCUUCGACCCGAUUGGUCACACUGACUUCUAUCCCAACGGUGGUCGGAACGCCCAACCAGGAUGCUGGGUCAGCACUUGCUCCCACAGCCGUGCAUACGAUCUCUAUGCUUCCACUGUACGAACUGAUCACUUGGUUGGAAGACGAUGCAAUAACUUAAACGAGGCUAGAAAUGUACAGUGCUCUGGUUCAAAUCUGCGCAUGGGCAAUGGAGUCUUAAGCAAAUCUGGAUCUGGUCUUUACGGACUCCGAACUGGCGACAGAUGGCCGUACUAAAAACUGAAAAUAUUCUUAAUAAAUGACAAGUCAUAACUA
Molecule: messenger RNA, 1060 nt
Organism: Papilio polytes (common Mormon)
Lineage: Eukaryota; Metazoa; Arthropoda; Insecta; Lepidoptera; Papilionidae
Product: pancreatic triacylglycerol lipase-like
Exons: 5
Coding region: 23-1021 (332 amino acids)
Biological process (GO): lipid metabolic process
Molecular function (GO): lipase activity
Source: RefSeq, a predicted model, not a curated record